Messenger RNA from Culicoides brevitarsis, 2114 nucleotides. Its product is annotated as porphobilinogen deaminase. Gene Ontology annotation, molecular function: hydroxymethylbilane synthase activity. The transcript has 3 exons. NCBI's taxonomy places the organism in Eukaryota, Metazoa, Arthropoda, Insecta, Diptera, Ceratopogonidae. The record is from RefSeq and is a predicted model, not a curated record. Gene Ontology annotation, biological process: heme biosynthetic process. The coding region runs from base 283 to 1869 and encodes 528 amino acids. Gene Ontology annotation, cellular component: cytoplasm.
UGUGUGUGUGGCAAGUCGAAGUCGUGAACUCUGCAAAGAGAAACCUUUGAAAACUCAAAUUAAAAUCAUUUCUCGCAAGAAAUUCAAAGGAAAAACAUCAAAUGUGCUAACAUCGAGCGACAUUUUUACGUUUGGACGGGCAAAGAACUUGGGUUACUGUCAUUAUCAGUGUAAAAUACGUAAUCCAAGCAGGACAGAGGGGCAAGAAGUCGUGUGGUUAUCACUUACAAUUGGAUAUUUCGUGAAUUAAUUACAUAAAUUGUGACGAAAAGGUGACAGAAAAUGUCUGAAAAGGGCACCAAGAAGGUCAUCAGAGUCGGUUCGCGCAAAAGUGAGCUAGCACUUAUACAGACAAACUAUGUCAUUUCGUGUCUCAAGAAAUUGUAUCCAGAAAAUGUAUUUGAAAUACAUAAAAUGACCACUAUGGGUGAUCGCGUUUUGAAUGUGGCCCUCCCGAAAAUCGGCGAAAAGUCGUUAUUCACGAAAGAUCUUGAAGAUGCGCUCACAAAUGGCGGAGUUGACUUUGUCGUGCACUCGCUGAAGGAUUUACCGACUGCUUUACCGGUUGGCAUGGCGAUUGGAGCGGUUCUCGAGCGUGAAGAUCCCAAAGAUGUGCUGGUUUUGAAUGCGAAACAUGCUGGAAAGACACUUCAAACCCUUCCCGAAGGUUCUGUCAUCGGAACUUCAUCUCUUCGACGCUCCGCUCAACUACAUCGUUCCUAUAAAAAUGUCAAAGUUUGCGAUAUUCGGGGGAAUUUGAAUACCCGUUUGGCUAAACUCGAUGCGGAAGGCUCGAAAUUCGACGGAAUUAUUUUAGCGCAUGCCGGAGUCAGUCGCAUGGGAUGGGAAAAGCGCAUCAGUCAAGUGUUGGAGCCCGAAGAACUGCUGUAUGCCGUAGGACAAGGUGCUUUAGCGGUCGAAUGUCGUUCGAAUGACGAUUUUAUCUUGGACAUGCUACGAAAAUUGUGUCAUCUUGACACGCAAUGUCGUAUUUUGGCGGAAAGGAGUUUCCUGAAAACGUUGGGAGGCGGAUGUAGUGCCCCCGUUGCCGUUCAUUCAGUACUUAAACGUCCCUUGGAUGAAAAAGGAGAAAUUGAACUUGUUGGUGCGGUAUGGAGUUUGGAUGGAACAACGAAAAUCGAAGAGCAACUCAAAGCGGAAUUGAAUUUCGAAACAGACAAUAACAAUUUUUCACCUCGAAAGAAACUUAAAACAACUCAUGACAUCGACGAAGACACGCACAAUGACAAAUCUCCGACUCCGCCGAAAAUUAUCGAUGAUUCUGCGGGUACGUCACGCAAGGAACGCACACCGUCAAUUGAUGAAUUGAUCACCAUUCAUCGGGAUCUCUUCAAGAAAUGCCCGUAUAGCGGGAAAUUGACGCAAAAUAAAGUACAACCGGAAAAAGAGGAAAAACCAACGAACGGAAAUAAAGUAAAAACGGAAGAAAAUUGCCCGCUAGACUUCCCCGUAGGACAAGACGUGAUGGGAGAAUGCCCGUUCUUCAAUAGUACCGAACAAAAAGUCGAAGCAUCGCUCGAUUUGGGUGCUAAUGGACCAAAAUGCCCAGUCAUUGAUUGCGCUUCAAGCUCAGUUGUAGCGGAAAAAUGUCCCUUUUUCGAGCACAAAGAGACGGAAGACGUAAAAUUGAUCGAAUAUGACGAAAAUAAUCACGUAUCGAAGGCUGUUCCAACGUUAAUUGACCACCGAGAUGAGCUUUAUUGCGGCAUGCAUCGUCAUAAGACAAUCCAAAAGGAAAUUUUUGAUGCCUGCGAGGAGCUGGGGAAGAAAUUGGCAAACAAGUUAAUCGAGAAGGGAGCCUUGGAAGUUAUGCGAUGCGCUCAAAAUGAAAUUCACGCCAAAAUUUAGGAGAAUUUUUUUCUUGUUUUACCACAACAACGAAGUUUUGUUGCAAUAUUUAUAUAGAGAAUUACAUACGGUGUUUAGUUGUUGAUAUUUUGUAUAAGAAAAGUUUAUUAGUUAAAGCCAUUGUUUGUGGCGGUGCACUUUUAUUGUCGUUGAACUGUCUCAGGAGUAAUUUUUAUUACAUUAGGAUUCGUAAUGUAGAGCACAUGAAACCAAUAAAAUGAACAAAUUAGAAAUUUUAUAGAAAA